Molecule: messenger RNA, 640 nt
Organism: Dimorphilus gyrociliatus
Lineage: Eukaryota; Metazoa; Annelida; Polychaeta; Dinophilidae
Source: the annotation of a GenBank genome assembly
CAUGAUGGUAGUAAUAAUCUUAACUGCUUUUUUAAAGACAGUCAUCUCCUGUCCGAGCGAUUCUUGCUUCUGCCGUGGAAAAACAACUGUGGAUUGUUCAUUUCGUGGUUUUGAAGAUAUUCCUCAAUUCAGAGGAGAAAAAAUUCGAUAUUCUGUUAUGGAUCUAUCAAGAAAUCACUUGAGUUUUAUUGGUCCCAACUCAUUUGAGAAUGUUGAUGCAAAAACUGUUAACUUCAGUAGAAAUCGUUUAAUUAAUGUUUCUCCUAGGGCAUUUAAUGGGCCUAUACGAAAUUCUUUACAAACUCUAAACUUGCGAUAUAAUCCGCUUUCGAUCCUUCAUUGGGCGGUCUUCCGUCGUAUGAGCAAACUUAAUCGCAUACUUUUGGACCAUAACAAUUUCUUUACCAUUCCAGUUGGUUUGUUCGAUGAUAAUCACGGACUGGAAGAAUUGAGUUUGGCACACAACAGAAUAAGUCUUCUCAAGACAGAUUCCUUUCGAGGAUUGGUGUCUUUAUCUAUUCUAAAUUUCAAGGAUAACCGAUUGAAGGAAAUUCUAGAUAAUACGUUUUUGCAUCUAGCAAAAUUGCAUACGCUAGACCUUUCCGGAAACCAUUUAUCGGUUUUAAAGCCUGGUAAGUAG